This is a messenger RNA of Podarcis lilfordi (Lilford's wall lizard), 31144 nucleotides long. NCBI's taxonomy places the organism in Eukaryota, Metazoa, Chordata, Lepidosauria, Squamata, Lacertidae. The record is from the annotation of a GenBank genome assembly.
GCCGGCGGCCUGUCAGUCACGGCGGGGUCGUCUUCCGCCUUCCCGCCUUCCCUUCCGGGGCUGCCUGUGAGGGAAGAGAGAGAGAGGCCUGGUUGGAGUCGCGGGGAGGAGGCGAAGCUACCCUUCACUUCAGCCGCUCGCUCUCGGGCCCCUUUCCCCACGGAAGAAGGAGCCAUGGACACGCUGGGCCGGAAAGUGGUCGUCUGCGACAACGGCACCGGGGUGAGGAGGAGCCGCCUCGCUUCCUGGAGCGGCGGCCGCGACUGAGCUCUUCCCCCCCCUCCCCAUUAUACGAGGGCGGGAAGGGCUGGCGGCUCUCGCGUCAACCGCCUUUCCCCACCUCACCUCAGUAGCCUGGAGGGGAAACCCUAGUGGGUGUCUGGCCCGCCACACGGGGGAGCGGGGCCUGAGGCGGGGUGGGUGCGGGGUCUGGGAGGUAAGGCGUUAGCCCACCCUGCCAAAUAAUUAUACACAGGUAGGUAGCCGUGUUGGUCUGCCGUAGUCCAAACAAAAUAAAAUAAAAAAAUAUUUCCUUCCAGUAGCACCUUAGAGACCAACUAAGUUAUUGGUAUGAGCUUUCCUGGUGUUUAAUUUUCAUCCCUGAUCUCGGCCCUGAAUGGGAAGCCCGGACUUUGAAAGUCAUCUAAUCUCCCUUGCUGUAUUAUACUGUAUUGUUUAAUUAGUGUUUUUAUGGAGCAGUCAAGUAAUUUCGUUGUCCCCGAAGGGGGCAAUGACAAAGAUAUUAUUAUUAUUAUUAUUAUUAUUGGUAUGAGCUUUGCAUGCACAUGAAAGUUCACACCCAAUAACUAUCUUAGUUGGUCUCUAAGGUGCUACUGGAAGGAUUUUAUUUUAUUUUGUUUCAAAUAAUUAUAUACAGUGGUACCUCGGGUUACAGACGCUUCAGGUUACAGACGCUUCAGGUUACAGACUCCGCUAACCCAGAAAUAGUGCUUCAGGUUAAGAACUUUGCUUCAGGAUGAGAACAGAAAUCGUGCUCCGGAGACGAGCCAGCAGCAGGAGGCCCCAUUAGCUAAAGUGGUGCUUCAGGUUAAGAACAGUUUCAGGUUAAGAACGGACCUCCAGAACGAAUUAAGUACUUAACCCGAGGUACCACUGUAGUUAUAUACUCUGCGGUUUUCCCCUGAGAAGGACUCAAGGCGGCUUACAGAUUAAAAAAGAAGAAGAACAUCUCUAAAGCAUACGGCGGGGGUGGGGAGAGAAACACCGCCCAUUGAGAAACUAUUAAACAUCAAUGAGCUGCAAUCCUUUGAGUCCUUUUGAGGUGCUAGUAGAAGAAGCUAGAAUGAUCCUUCCUCUUUCUCCUCCCUGGCAUAAGUAGCUUUUAACUUGCCGAAGGUGCGCGCGUGCCUAAGUUAAGCAUUUCCUCUCAUACUGCCACGCUUUCUUUAAACGAAUUCUUUCGCUUUUUCUCUGAAUUGUUGCAUCCCUAUCCCACACUUUCAUAAAAGGAGCUAAAGGUGGCGUUGUCACAUUCUCCCAUCUUAUCCUCACAACAACGCUGUGAGGCGGGUUAGGCUGCGGGGGUGUGAGUGAUUGGCCCAAGGUGGGCUUCUUCAUGAGGUAGGGAUUUCAUCCUGCAUCACCCAAGUCCUAGUCCAGCAGUCUAGCGCUGGCACAGAAUUAGUCCCAUGGUCACUUGUAUUCCAGUUCUGUUGGAUUACAAUCCGACAGAAGUUGGAUGAGCGUCUCUCAAUUGCACACACACUCCUACCACUUUUCUUUUUUUUUUUAAAUGAUAUUUAUUGAAAAUUUUAAAAUUACAAAAGAGAACAAAAAAAGAAAAAAAAGAAAAAACAAAAAAAGACAAACCACAGUCAAACAAUACAGAUUAAUAAAAAUCAAAAUCAAAAAAUAACAUGACACAAUUAAAAAACAAAAAUAUACCACAAACAUUUAAAAACAAAUCCAAUAUUCUCAUAUCUUUAACUGUCAUUACCUUCUUUCUUUGACCUCCUCCUCCUCCCUUUUUUUGUAUCCUGAUUAUUAAUUGUCACAGCAAAUCCUUUCCAUAUUUCAUAAUAUUCUGUCAUUACUUUACCUUAAUCUAUUUUAAUCUUAUCUUACUAUGAAAACCUUAAAACUUAAAACUUAAAUCUUAUUUUUACCAAUUUCUCAUAACCAUAAUAUUCUUACAUAAUUCUUUAAACAUUUUUGCUAAAGCCAAAUAAUUUCGUUCCAACAUUUUUCUAACAUUCAUCAAUUUUAUAAAACAAUCAUAAUAAAAGAAAUAACAAUCCAAUCUUCAUCCAGCGUCUCUUCCUCCUGGACCCGGGUUUUGUCAGUCCUUUCUAUCCCAUCAAUCUAGCGCAUUAACCUGGUAACCUUAUGUCCGAGGCCCUUAAGUCUCUUCCAUGUCCCUUCCGCAGCUCUUCUUCAUAUUUAUAGCUAUAUUUUCCUUUAUCUCCUACUUCUUUCACUCUUGGGAACUCCAGCUUGACAAUGCUUUUGACCCUUCUCGACAAAUCAGCCCCUUUUCCAUAGUCCCCACUAAGCUCCAUGUGGUAUUUAAGAACAUGUUUCAAAGACCCUCCAAAAUUGAGAGCCCCCACAACCCCAAACAUCUCACGGCCCAUUGCCAGACUCGAAAAGUCCAAACCUCCCUGCAUAGGGGGGUCUAUCCAACCCCCCAUUUCCAAACCAAACCAAACUUUAUCUUUCCAAAUCUGGCUUUUUCCAAGUUCAUUUGUCAAAUCCAAGAAUUCAUGUUCCUGCUGGGCCGCAGCUCCCUCCAUCCCUGGCGCCCAAGAUUCAGCAACAUCCUCUUCCCUCAUCUGUUCUGUCAGGGCACACUCCUGAUCUAAUUCCUGGGUGGGCUCUAUAUAAUAUCCCACUGCCUGUCCAAAAUUUCUAAUCGCAUCAGUCAUAAAAUCCGUCUUCUCAUGUAGCUGUUCCAGUAGGGCACUUGUUUUACAGAAAGCACUCAACAGAGCUUCUGAAUACAUUGUCCUGCAAGGUCAGAAGUCUAUUCCCACGAUCGUAAUCUGUAACAGCUGCGAGCUUCCCGAUUCAAAAUUGGUUACAGUUUCACAGGCUCCCUCUAGGGGAAAAACUUCUGCUUGUUCUUUUCUUUUAAAAACAAAUCUAACAACAAAGUUUCCUUUUUCAGAUAUUUUGUCAAUAUUUGUUCCUUUAAAAUGCGAAGGGGAACAAUGGAAUCACUAUGUAUCUCUUCCUUUAGCUAUCUGUCAAAAACGUUUGUCUCUGGUCAAUGAGCUUCAAAGAACGUCAGUCCUGACACCCCGCUCCAGGAUCAAGACGGUGGAAAGUUACUUUACUUUACACUCACUUCUGCAGGUUUAAACAGUCCAGAAAAAAUCCCCCCUCUUCUCCUGCUUCCGAAGGGGGUUCCACAAUUUUAAAUGAUGAAAGUUAAUCCUUUAGAAGCGAUUUUCAGAACUUUAGUUUGCUGUGUCUUUGCUUUAAUCUAUCUACAAAGAAACGGAAGGCUGACUUCCUGUUUAGACCUUCCCGUUUCAGUGCCAGAUUAAAUUAAACUUUAAGUCCAGUUUCCUUUCUGCUCAUAAAUCCUUAUUUAGAGUCCAAUUGUCCGAAACUUAAGUACUCAUGGGUGGUUGUUUUAAAAGCCAAAUUGUCCCAGGAAAAAGGCAGCGCUCUCCGGCAACGGCUGUGCGGCUUCGCUCCACGGAAGAAGCAGUUGACUCUCAGCACCGCGCCACUUCCCCCUCUUCGCUCCGGAGCCCGUUAGUGGGUUCCUUUGCGGGUUGGGGGGGUUAGGGUCCCAUGGUCACAGGCUUCAUCCGCCUGUGAUUUUUGAAUGGGUCCCCACUUCGCCGUAGCGGAAAAGACCCGAUUCCUGUGGAGCUGGUCCCUCCAGUUCAGAGGGAAUCCGCCAUUGCCGAUGGCGCCACCCCGGAAGUCCCCCCACACUCCUACCACUUUUCUAACAUUUUGCCAUCUACUGGCACCUGAGUUACUUUCUUUGUAUUUGGCUGUCCCCUCAAGCUGUUUGUCACAGCUGCACGCCACUUCUCCCCUCCCUGCCUGUCCACCCCAUAUCUGUUCUCUAGGUGUGUCACUGUUGUGACUCUUUCCCUAUUUUUUAAUGUUUGAUGUUUUACUAUGCUUUUACAUAUGCUGUAAGUCGCCCAGAGUGGCUGGGAAAACCUAGCCAGAUGAGUGAGGUAUACAGAACAAAAUUAUUAUUAUAUUUAGAUAGGUAUGUGCUCACAUGGGCAUAGCCGGGGGGGGGUGUCAGGUGGCCCCCUAGAUCAAGUAAAACAAUACUGUAUUGUUUGCUUCAGCGUCCCACCCCUCAUGUUUCACAGUCAGUUAUUCAAACAAGACACCAGAGUGUUGGUUUCAGUUUUUUUCCCCUUGAAGGGCCUAGAAUCAGCAGUACUAAUAAUAGUACCUAGACUCCUCCCUCCUCUAAAAAUAUGUUCUCUAACGAAAGGUCUUUCAGUUUGAGAAUACCAAAAGUAGAAUAUUGACGUCAGAAGACUUAACCGCCUUUUUUCAGCCUGAGGCUAGAAUCAUUUUUUGUACUCUUCUCUAACAAGGUCUAAAAGGGACGCGGGUGGCGCUGUGGGUAAAAGCCUCAGCGCCUAGGACUUGCCAAUCGAAAGGUCGGCGGUUCGAAUCCCCGCGGCGGGGUGCGCUCCUGUCGCUCGGUCCCAGCGCCUGCCAACCUAGCAGUUCGAAAGCACCUUCAGGUGCAAGUAGAUAAAUAGGGACCGCUUACCAGCGGGAAGGUAAACGGCGUUCCGUGUGCUGCGCUGGCUCGCCAGAUGCAGCUUGUCACGCUGGGCACGUGACCCGGAAGUGUCUGCGGACAGCGCUGGCUCCCGGCCUAUAGAGUGAGAUGAGCGCACAACCCUAGAGUCUGGCAAGACUGGCCCGUACGGGCAGGGGUACCUUUACCUUUACCUAACAAGCCAUUAAAACAUUUCCCUCCCUGUGUAGAUUUAUUGCUUAUAGUGCUGUGGCAGGGAAUACAGUGGUACCUUGGUUUAAGAACAGCUUAGUUUAUGAACAACUUGGAUUAAGAACGCUGCAAACCCGGAAGUAGGUGUUUUGGUUUGUGAACUUUGCCUUGGAAUAAGAACAUGUUUCACUUCUUGUUGAGUGUGUUCCAUUCGUAAAUUGAGUCCCCUGCUGCAAUGGGAAAGCACGCCUUGGUUUAAGAAUGCUUUGGUCUAAGAACGGACUUCUGGAUUGGAUUAAGUUUUAAACCAAGGUACCACUGAAGGUACCACUGUUACAGCAUUUUGCACUACAGAGUGAUGAGUGGCCUGAGCUUUGGGGUGGAAUUAUUAUUAGCCUAUCGUUCACCCUAAGCUCCCACGGAGGGUUACAAGAGUUUAAAAUACAACUUUAAAGAUAUGCUGAAGUGUAAUGACUUUCUUUGCAAGUGAGUAAUGGCCCCUUAUAAAAUUGAUGCUUACUGUGACUAUUCUUUAUGUGUGUGUUUGAAACAGAUUAUCUGGCUUCUCUGUAUCACAGAGGGCUCAUUCAUUUUUUGGAAUGUAAGGCAAAGCUUCACUUUGGUUAUUGCUUGUGCUUUUUGUUGAUGAAAAAUGGUAUGCUUUCUAUCUGCAGCCUGAGCCUGUAAGUCCUAUGCACAUUUAUUGGCAGUAAGUCUCAUUGAACACAUAUGACUGCUAUGUAAAUCCUCAUUAAGAACAUAAGAAGAGGCCUCUGGAUCAGGCCAGUGACCCUUCUAGUCCAACAUUGUGUUCUCACAGUGGCCACCCAGAUGCUUGAGGGAAAUCCACUAGCAGGAUUUGAUCGCAAGAGCACUCUCUCCUUCUAUGGUUUCUAGCAGUUGGAGUUCAGAAGGAUACAGCCUUCAACUGCGGAGGCAGAGCAUUUUUAACUUUUGACGCAUUCACAAUUUAUUUUUUCAAAUAAACAUUUUUUAAAAGCUCAGGUUUUCCUUAGGGUGAAGUUAGAUGUGACAUUAAAUGCAUGUUUAAAUUUUAACAUGUAUGCUUUAAAAAAAUCACAUAGCAAGUGGAGGGGGGGGGAGCUGAUAAUUGUCAGGAUCUCAGCAGGCAUGGAGAAGGAAGUUAAGUCCUGCUAAAAUCCCUUCUCUGAAGCUGCUCUUUGCAUUUAGAGGAAACACCCUGUUGACACCAAUGGGAUUUCAGCCUAACUAAAAUGCCAGCUUCAGAAGAUGAUUUUUCUUCUAAAGUAGUCAUUCACCAACAAUUGGAACACGUUUGUAUUUCCAGUUUGUGCAGUGUUAGCACCAUCAGCAGAGAUACUUCAAAACUGAGUGUUCAGUUUAGUGUCUUUGGAUUAAUGGCAGAAUGCUUCAGGUUUGCGUAUUCUCAUUAAAACCUUAUUCUUCCAUCAGGAGAAACUAAAAUGAAUGAAGUCUACCUUAUCUGGAAAUUAUGAUGGGAAUAAUGCCAUUUAAUAUUAAUGAGAAGACCUAUUUUUCAAACAUUUGUGCUUUCCAUUUGAAGCAAUAUUUAUAGACAGCAAUUUAUUACCACUUGAUGACUUAACAGGAAGUGAGAGAGCCAGUCAUAACCACACAGCGUGUAGAAGAAACUAUAUAUGGUAAAGCAUACACUAGAUAAACCCAGCAGAUUUUCCUAAAAGAGUUUUUUUUUAAAAAAAAAGGUUAUGUUAAUGUCUAUAUUUACAAUUGUGAAGUUAGCUGGUUUAGUGCUGUAUUUCUUUUUGAAGAGGCAAAUAGUUAGCAAAUGUGCUCAGCACUGCAGUAAGCUGAAAUAGCCAGUUUUAUUCAUUUACUUAAUUAAAAUUUAAAUUAUUUAUACUUAGACUUUAAACUAAAAAAUCAAGGCAACUUAAUAGUAGAGAGACCUAAAUAAUAGGUUAAAAGCUUUCCCUGGUUACUUUACUUUGUUUUAUUUAAUUUUACCCUGGUUUUCUAUAGACAUCAGGGCACCUUAUGCCACAUAUCAAAACAGCAUAUCGCUUAAAUGCUUUUUCCCAGCAUACACAUGUAUAAAAGCUAGUAUCUAAAAUGCUUUUACUGAAGAUUGGCUUAUGUAGCUAGAGAGAGGGGGAGGAAGAGCAACGACAAAUGAGGUGUAUGCAUUUAAAACACUUAUAGGCUGCUUUUACACAAAUCCAAAGCUAUUUAUGGUGCAAAAACACUUUGCAGCACAAGGGAAAGAAACAGAUUCCCAAAUGAUCUCCUACACUGAAAAGAUCUUUCACAAUCAAUCGAAGAGCAAUCUUUGUGUGUGUUUUUCUAAAGUCUAUAGAUUUUCAUAACCAUUUAAAAACCAGUUUGAAAUAAUCAUAAAUAGACGGCUUUGGUGUGUCGAUGCAUUUUUGAAAAUAUCCUUUGACACUCUUGUGUUGAGAUCAUGACUCAACACACCCUGCAGGGUUGUGCAGGAUAUAAUAAGCCAUGGCUGGAAAACAUAAAUCACAAGAUUCGUUCAACAUGCAUUGAGAGAAAGUCAAGUCAAGUUGCCUUCAGCACCACAUGAACUUCCUGCCCAUUGAUAUUAAUUAGGCAGGCAACUUUGCUGAACUGCUUUCAACACCUGCUAAAAACAUUCUUGUUUAGGGAAGUCUCCCUAAAUACGCAAACUUGACAAGUAUUUUAGUAUGUAAUUGUAUUUUAUUAUGUGUUUUUAAAAAAACUACUUUUAAAUAUUUUGAAUUUUUAAAGAACAAAUUCUGUUUGAUUGUAUCUGGAUAUUUUAUGUAACCUGCUUAAUGGCUUUGACUAAGCAGCAUAUAAAUCUGGUAAAAUAAAAUAAAAAUCAAUUUCCCACUGAAUGGGAAGCUCUGUACACCAGCAUGCAGCCCCCAUUGCUUUCACUUCACAUGAGCAGGGAAACAAACCAGUAAGCCCAUAGCUGACCAUAGCUUCCUGUUAAGUGCAAACUGGAAACGACGGUUAAUCAUUUCCAAGCAUGCCAGCCUAAACCAGGAUGAACCACCAUUAUCUGUCCUGGGGGAAGAAUUCCAAGAGACAGGCAAAGUCUCCACAAAGAUAGUGGGACUGUCCCCUCACUAUCACAGUGCUAUUUUACCACCAACUGUGGGAAGGAUCCUAGUUGCUUUUUUUAUUUUUUAAAAAAGAAAAUUACUGUUAACAUUCUUGUUAACAUUCUUGUUAACUAACUCACAUGUUAGUUAACAUUACUGUUAACUAACAUGUGAGUGCCUGGAGGCGGUUGGAGGAUGGAUGGCGGCUAAUGGAUUGAAGUUGAAUCCUGACAAGACAGAAGUAUUGUUUUUGGGGGACAGGGGGCGGGCUGGUGUGGAGGACUCCCUGGUCCUGAAUAGGGUAACUGUGCCCCUGAAGGACCAGGUGCGCAGCCUGGGAGUCAUUUUGGACUCACAGCUGUCCAUGGAGGCGCAGGUCAAUUCUGUAUCCAGGGCAGCUGUCUACCAACUCCACCUGGUACGCAGGCUGAGACCCUACCUGCCCGCGGACUGUCUCGCCAGAGUGGUGCAUGCUCUAGUUAUCUCCCGCUUGGACUACUGCAAUGCGCUCUACGUGGGGCUACCUUUGAAGGUGACCCGGAAACUACAAUUAAUCCAGAAUGCGGCAGCUAGACUGGUGACUGGGGGCGGCCGCCGAGACCACAUAACACCGGUCUUGAAAGACCUACAUUGGCUCCCAGUACGUUUCCGAGCGCACUUCAAAGUGUUGGUGUUGACCUUUAAAGCCCUAAACGGCCUCGGCCCAGUAUACCUGAAGGAGCGUCUCCACCCCCAUCGUUCUGCCCGUACGCUGAGGUCCAGCGCCGAGGGCCUUCUGGCAGUUCCCUCAUUGCGAGAAGCAAAGCUACAGGGAACCAGGCAGAGGGCCUUCUCGGUAGUGGCGCCCACCCUGUGGAACGCCCUCCCAUCAGAUGUCAAAGCGAUAAAUAACUACCUGACAUUUAGAAGACAUCUUAAGGCAGCCCUGUUCAGGGAAGCUUUUAAUCUGUGAUAUUUUACUGUAUUUUUUGUUUCUAUGGAAGCCGCCCAGAGUGGCUGGGGAAACCAAGCCAGAUGGGCGGGGUACAAAUAAUAAAUUAUUAUUAUUAUUAUUAUUAUUAUUAUUAUUAUUAUUAUUAAUUUUUAAAAUGUAGUUUAGUGUUUCCUGUAAGCCACCUUUGAAGGAUUUAUAUUCUGAAAGGUGGGGUGUAAAUAAUUGAGAUAAAAAAUGCAUAAAUUAUAUAAAUCAAGGACAUGCAUUCUGAUUAUGCUAAUAAUUAGGGGGUUUAUAUUUGGCCACCCAGACCACUGGACUUAUUAAACAAUUUCAAAGAUUUCAUCAGGCAUUGCCUACACAACUUUCAAGCAUCUUUUUACAUAUAAAAUAUUUGGAGCAUUUUUAAAAAAUGAUGGCUGGGAUUUUCAGGAAGCUGAGUUUAGUGCACCAUGCUUAUGUACGGUACUUCACAUCAAGUAACAGAAUUCCAGCAGCUCUAUGUCUUAUAGAUACUGGCAAACCUAAGGAAAUCCCUACUGCUUAGAUUGGUUUUUUUGAAGUGUAUCCAGCCAUCAGCAAGGGAAGAAGUUAUUGCCCUUUUUAUAAUUGACAUUUCAUACAUUCAGAGGUUUUCUGUCAGCAUAAAUGCAGAAUCCAUGGAUAAAUCUAAAUCUCUAAACAGACUUUAAUAUACAUAACCAGAUGAAACUGGACUAUGUGUAUUUUUCCUUUACUGUAUUGGCCUGAAUAUAAGCCUCACCUUUCCCCCAAAUUCCGACCAUGAAAAGUUAAAUUGUGGCUUAUAUUCGCGACCUUACGGUAUGCAAACAGCACGGGGCAAACAGCGGCAGGAGUGCGGCAAAAUGGUGUCCACCCCGCGCGUAGUCCCCUGUCCUCUCCCCCAAGGUCUGGAAGGGAGAGAGCGAGGAAGGGGAAAGGCUGCCGGCAACACAGCGCGGCUCCCCCCCCCCCCCGGCAGUAUGCAGCCAGGAGCAGCAAGGAAUGGAGCGGCUUAUAUUUGGGUAUUUUUUCUUCCCCCCCCCCUCCAAUUUUAAAGGUGUGGCUUAUAUUCGGGCCAAUACGGUAAUUGUCUUUUCACGAUUUCCAGCAUUUCCUUCAUGAGAACAUUUUUAACUUAAAAUGAUAAGUGCUUGUUUGGGAAUUUGUCCAGCUAUCUUUAACUUGUUGUAGUUUUAUGUUAAAGUAACAGAACAGCAUCAACAAGCUAUUAUAAUGUAUGUGGGCGCCAACAAAUUAACUUGAAGGAUUUUUAUUUUAUCUUUCAGUUUGUGAAAUGCGGAUAUGCAGGAUCCAAUUUUCCGGAACACAUCUUCCCAGCUUUGGUUGGAAGACCAAUUAUUCGUUCAACUACCAAAGUGGGAAACAUUGAAAUCAAGGUACUAUUAAAGAACUUAAGUCCUCUGCAUGGUACUUUGGGGUGCUACCUCUCUCUUCUGGAUAACUUCUUCUAAUGUAUUAUGUGAUAAUCUAGUUGUUAAAUCAGUGCAAAUGGAAAUUGAGAUGUGGCUUCUUUAUGGACAAAAAAUACACUGAUGGCGCUAUUUAAGUACAGUCAUACCUCGGGUUACAGAUGCUUCAGGUUGUGUUUUUUUGGGUUAUGGACCCGCCGAAACCCAGAACGGGCUACUUCCGGGUUUCGGCAGUCGUACAUGCGCAGGAGCGCUAAAUUGCGCUUUGCGCAGAAGCGCCGAAUCGCAACCCGCGCUUGCGCAGACGCACCGUUGUGGGUUGCGAAUGCUGUGGGUUGCGAGCGUGCAUCCCGCACGGAUCAUGUUUGCAACCCGAGCGUCCACUGUUUUAAACUAUUGUGAGUAAGUGAGCGAGCUGAUAGCAAUAUUUUGUACAGUAGUGGUUAUUGUGUCAGACUAUGAUUGGGGAAUCCAUGCUGAAACCCAUUCAGCCAUGAAAGAUCACCUUGGACCAGUCAUUUUCCUUCAGCCUAAUCUGCUCACAGGAAGGGAAUUUUCAGGACAUUCUUGCUUCCCAUUCUCGACCCUGACAGCGCAACAGAUAAGCUGGGUAUAAUAUUUAUUCUGUGACAUUCCAGAAGACCUUUAUUCUUAUUGACUCAUUCUGUUGGAGUUUAAGAAUAUCCUUUCCUUUGAGUCAUGAUUGUUUGGGGAUCCUGGCAUUGCCCCAUUUAUUAUGUUGAGGUAUAGCAGGGGAAUCAGACUAAAUCAAGUACAGUGGUGCCUCGCAAGACGAAAUUAAUUCGUUCCGCGAGUUUUGUCGUCUUGCGAUUUUUUUCGUCUUGUGAAGCACGGUGUCGGGAAAGUUUUGGAAAAGCUUCAAAAAUCACCAAAGUCUUUAAAAACCUCAAAAAAGGCUACCACACCGCGUUCUAUGAGUUGCUCCUCGAAGUCAAGUCGCAACUGUAUUAACGGUGUUAAGAAAAAGGAAACAAACUUGCAAGAUGCUUCCAUCUUGUGAAGCAAGCCCAUAGGGAAAAUCGUCUUGCGAAGCAGCUCAAAAAACAAAAAAGCCUUUUGUCUAGCGAGUUUUUUGUCUUGCGAGGCAUUCGUCUUGCGAGGUACCACUGUAUGUGGAGAGUAGCAGGCAGAGAGCCUGCUAAAGUGAGAUUUGCUUAAGAUAUAACAUGGGUUGAUAUCAGUAGAGAGUUGUGUAUUGAUUUGUUCACUUAGGUUAUGGCCCAAAUUGCCCUCCUCAACCAACUGCAUAACCACAAGGAAAGAUGGUGGAAUUGGAGAGAUCAGACAAGCUGGCCUCAGAAUGUUUUAGUAAAACCAAAUCAUGGGGGCGGGGAAGAGCUUUCUAAAAGCAAAGGGGGUGAUUACAAACAGGCAGUACCACCUUGUAUCCAUGUUCAUGCAAUAUAACUGGAGCACUGUCAGUCACCUGCAUUUUAGUGGAGUAGUUAUAACUUGCGUUAUAUGACAGCAGUUCCAUUUCCUUGCCUUUCACUGUCUAGGAUCAUGUGUAGUUUUCCCAUCUGCUACUCCAUUCUGUGUCUAGGCUCAUGUUCAUUCUUCUUUUCUGGCCAACUUACAACAUCUCAGAUAGCGUAACAAACAGUUCUGUUUUCUCCUCCUCACGAUGCCCAAACAGAUAAACAGCUUAGAAGAAGAGAACACACCAAGCAUGGGCAGGGGGGGCAAAGAUGUUCAAAGUCUGCACCUACUUUCAAACUAUAACAGUGAUCGGCUAGCACGACUUUAGAGAAACCUUGGCUUUUACUAUGAGUAUUAAUACUAUCAAGAGUUAAACAUUAUAUUAGCACUGCCAACUUUAGAGGUCCCACAAGAAUUUUCUGUAGCCAAAUAGCACAAAUACUUAGCAGGCAUUAGGAAGAGAAGAACGAUGGCCAUCCUACUUGACUAGAUUCUGCUUUGUUACUGCUUUGGAUUAAGACCUCAUUCUACUCAAUAGGCAAUUCAGUUAUUCAUGUCCAAUCUUGAAGGCAAGGGGAAGAUGAUUCACCUUUGGGAAAGGGUGGUAGUUGAGUGGUAGAUUGUCUGGUUUGCCUGCAGAAGGACCCAGGUUCAGUCCCCAGCAUCUCCAGGUAGAACUAUGACUGUCCCCUGCCUAAAACCAUGAAAAGUUGUUGCCAGGCAGUCUAGACAAUGCAGAGCUAAAUGGGCCAACGUUCCAUCUAUAAGGCAAAUUCAUGUGUUCCUGUAAUCUGAAAAACACAUCCGUGCAAGGCUGAAGAAAACUUGAAGGAUGAGAUAGCUCUUCUCACCUGGUGUAACCCAGCUCUGGCCACCAAAAUCCAUCUUUAAUAAGUUUCACAGUGCUCAUAGAUGCCCAGGCUUGCAUGUUAAUGGGAGCAGCCUCCACAUCUGUGUGAUUUUCACUUGGCUAAUGAGUGGUAUUACAAAGAAAGUGUGCUUUGGGAGAGGAUUGCUCUAGGCCCACAUUUUUAGCUGCCUUACACAAAUAUGAAAUGCACUGGCAUUACAUACUGGGCACCAGCUGAAACUUCAAAGCUGAGGUGGAGAGCCUUGGGCUCAGGGGUCAAAAGGGCCCCUCCAGACCUCUCAAUCUGAUCCUUGGGAUUCUCCCAAGAUCCUACUCUUCUCCACCUACAUCCCAUCUCCCUUGGCAACACCCCUUCCUAGCCAUACUUUGCAUCCUUCUCUGGUGUUUUUUGCCUGAUGGGAACGAGUCUGUGAACUCUAAUAAUGGUUUUUGCUUGUUUGGAUGGAGGAUACAGAGGUGUGCGAAUGUGUAGAAACUAGACUUCUCUAUGAAGGCAACGUUUAUAUUCAUUGCUCUGCUCUGGCCCCUGCCCACCAGUGGCAUGUUGCCCCUGAAAGAUUGACCUGAACAGAAUGUGGGCUUGGGGCUGAAACUUUCCCCAUCUAAAGGAAGCCUUGGUUAUUUGGAUCCUUGUGAGAUCUUCAUCCUUAGCAAAUUGUGCUUAAGCAGGUUCUAAGAAUGAGGGUUCCUGAGCACUCAUUUUCUUCGUCUGAAAGCAAAAGUGGGGUGUCACAUAGAAACACUCCACACCGUUUCAGUUUUUCCUGGCAUAUAAAUAGGCAAAACAGUAAGGAGCAUGAUCAGAUUUCUAAACUGUCUUUUCAACAUACACAAUGAUACAGAAGUUUCCAGAAUAUACUUAUUGGAAGCUAGAUGCUAAUUGCAACAACACAGCAAAGAAGAAAUUGGGGGCUGCGUAAUUUGAUAUCUGUUUUAUAUGCAAAAUACAUAAUUUUCAUUUAAGUGAUAUUCAGAAAAUGGCCCACUUCACACAUAAUGGUAAUCUACAAUCAGAAAUGAACUAUGGCUUGUCAUGAACAAUCAAUCAUACCUGUUUCAGCUUGUGUACCUCAGAGAAACAAGCCAUGAGUUUUGGGCUCCGUAUUAAAGGGAAACCAGCACUUGUGGUUUGUUUUUUUGCAGAAAAACCAUGACUUGAAGCCAAGGUUUGUUCUUGGUUUAGCCAAACUUCAUGGUUUGUUUUUGCCACAGGCAGGCAAGGCACAGUUGAACAGUGAUACCGGCACACUGCUCAUUCAUGCUAAGCUAUGGUUUUAUUUCUGACCUGGAGUUACCUUUAUGGGCAAAGUAGGGCACUGAAAGAGGGUUGAUUGUGAAGUGGCUACAAAAGUCAAAAUUUUGCAGAAGCAGCAUUAAUGCAUGCAAAACCCUCAACUAAACUAUUAGCCCCUUUAGAGCAUACUGAGGGCUGCCUGGACUGUAUGUGCACAUUGGGGUAGCCCUUAAAAAAAACCAACUAUGAAUAAUUGUAGUGUUUUGGGCAGCUUAGUGGACUUAACUUUGCCAAAGAUUUGAUUUUUCAAAACAUGAUAAAACACUUAAAAAAAACCACCCCAAAUUUGACCCCAGCUGUUAUUGAUGAAGUUCUCACAAUGCUUAGUGUUCUUACAUUUCAAACACCUUUGAAAGUCUCUUUGACUCCUACUGGUUUAAAGAUUUGUGUAACUGCACUGUAAUAAACUAUAGUUGCAGUUCCUCCUUUUCUUCCCUAACCCAAACUCCCAACCAAGAAACAAGCUUCUGAAACACUGACAGCAGGAAAUUGGCUCUAAGGGGAUGAAAGUAGGCAGCAUGGUACAGUCUGGAUUUUUUUCUGGCAGAGAUGGAGGUGUAUCUGCUCUCCUUGGCUCUACAUUGAAAUAUAGUAAGUAAUCUAGUAUACUUGAAUUUAAUGGCCUUCCUUGGUGACAUGAGAUAUUGUGGGCUCCUUGUCUUAGAUUAGUGACAAAUAGCCAUUGUAUAGAUAUUAUACUAGUACCGUAUUUUUCGCUCUAUAAGACGCACCAGACCACAAGACGCACCUAGUUUUUGGAGGAGGAAAACAAGAAAAAAAAUAUUCUGAAUCUUAGAAGCCAGAACAGCAAGAGGGAUCGCUGCGCAGUGAAAGCAGCAAUCCCUUUUACUAUUCUGGCUUCUGUGAUAGCUGCGCAGCCUGCAUUUGCUCCAUAAGACGCACAUGCAUUUUCCCUUACUUUUUAGGAGGGAAAAAGUGAGUCUUAUAGAGCAAAAAAUACAGUACUUAAAUUUUGCUUGUCUACAGAAAUGCAGAUUACUGCACUAUAGAACAGUGAAAAGUUCUAUGAUUUGCUUUCGAAUUAGCAAUAUACUUAGAGAAGUAAAGCAUGCAGUGUUUAACAUUUAUCUGGUUGUAUGUAUAUAUUUCAUCCUAUUUCUUCACAUUUUGAGUCAAAAUGAAUAACACCUUUAUUAUUCAAUAUAUUUUUAGUGGUUAAAGGAUAAUAGUCAUUUCUUGGGGGAUGACAAAUGCCGUCCUGCCUAGCAAAAUUGCAGGCACACCAGGAUACUUGUAGUGCAUUAUUGAUGAAAAUCAGAACAUCAGGCAUUGCAUGCAUGGAAAUAAGCUCUUCUUGUUUCUAUUUCUAUUUCUGUUUGGGUUCUUUUUUUUUUGUUCUGUUUUUUAAACUUAGUAGACUUAUUCUCACUUGCCCUGAAGUAUGCAGAAUUUGGAGCAUUUCCACCUGUCCGUGCAUCUGUUUUUUCUGCUUUAGUUCUGUUGUUUAUACUUGAAAUAAUUUGAAAAAAAAAAGAUUUCACUUAGGCCUCUUCUGAUUCUCUUGCUUCUGCCUUUUCUUCAUCUUUCUUGACCUGUUGAAGUAGAAUAACAAAAAGAUGGUAAGUGAGGCGUCCCUGUGCUAUCAUCCACUCUUUUGCUUGGUGGGACCUUGUAGCCUCUUUUUUUGGGGUGCUUUAUAAUUUUCAUGUCCUGUCCACUUAUGUUCUGAAUACAUAACCAUUUUAAUCUUUCUUCAUUGCUUUCAUUCAGUAGCUAGUACUUACUUAAAGCUAUUGUACACAUCUUGCAGAUGUGACAUGCCCCAAUAAUUGCAGCUGCCUGUAGAGGCAAGGAAUCUGAAGGUCAGUAUCAGUGCUAGAAACCACUUGCCUUGAGACAUAACAAAAAUGAGUCAUCGAAAGCUACUUGCAUCUUGUCUGCUAUGUAGGCAAGACAUAUUAUAUGGAGAGUAUUAAAACCAAUAAUGUCAGUUCACACAUGCAAACUCGCCAUUUCUUUUUUUCUGAUGAUUCCUCUUGCAAUCCCCAUGGGGAAAUGCAGUGUGUCAAAUGGUGGUGAACUGUUCGCACAUAGAGCUAUUUCUACAAUCUCAUUAAUACAGCGGUUCCCAAAAGUGCAGAUGCAGAAAUCAUGUCUAUGAAGCGAACCUUCCUGCGAUUCCCCAUGCAGUCCUGCAUUCUAGGGAUACUCAAGGGAAAAAUUAACUGGCUUGUAUGUGUGAAUCUACCCUUAAUAUGUUCUGUGUCAUCGUGUUGCCAUAUAUUUAAUAUUUGUUCUUCUAAAUUGAAUACAGGAUUCUCAACAUGCUUCUUCAAGAUCAUGUCUGAAGCAUGUGCUAAAAGCUGUGAUUCGUUGCUCCUCUUGUUUGAUGUAGAUCAAGGGUUGUCAACCUGGUCCCUACCACCCACUAGUGGGCGCUUCAGGAUUCUAGGUAGGCGGUAGGGGGUUCUACGGCACAAGCUGAAUCCUCCUUCCAUCGGGCACUGGGGGGGGGGCAGUAAGGAAAUUUUACCAUCAAGAAAGAUGCGUCAGUGGGUGGUAGGUAUAAAAUGGUUGACUACCCCUGAUGUAGAUUGAAAAAAUAGUAUUUUUAAAGUAGCGUUAAUAGGACCAAGGCAGCAGUGGGGUAAAAUGAUAUAUUGAAUAUACUCUCUUUACCUUUCAGGCAGUUUUGCUUCUAAAUUUGUUAAAUGAAUUAUCUCCAGCAGACUAUUUUAACCACAACUGGUAUGAAGUUAAGAGCUAUAGUAGAGGUGCAGAAUUACAAUUUUAAAAAUCCUAAAAAGCACAGUAUUAAAAUCCUGCUUAGAGGAGGAUUUCAGUUUGGUUUUAAAGAUGCCUUUUCCACUUGCAUGUAAGUUCCCCAUAUAACAGAUAUAUUUAGGCUCAAAUAUUCCAUAGUUGCUGGAGAUCUGUUACUUUAUUUGAAAAUAAGGGACUUUACUGUUUAAAUCUCCCCCUGUUUUGAAGCAUGAGAAAAAAUUUAACUUUGUUCCUUUUUAAUAUCGUGUUAGUUAGGAUAUUGAUGGGAUAGGACACAAAAUAGAUUAGAGGUAAACUUUUUCUAUGCCUGUGUUCAUUGCAAGAAUGAUGCCAUAUCACUGACUUGCAGUGCAAAGUAUUUUUGGUAACUUCAGAAUAGAUCAGAGUUGCUUAAUCAUUUCAAAAAUGUCUUUAUAAAUCAAAAUUAAGUUAGGAAUGAAGUUCAUAUGUUUGUGGAGGAUAGUUUACAGACUUUGAAUAAGUGGUGCACAUUGCAGAAAUCUUCUGACUAAUAUAAAACUUCUAUUUUUUUCUCCUCAAUCAGUGUGGAAUUUGCAGUCCCUUAUUUGCUUUUGCUACUUGUUCCCUAUGCUUGUGCAGCACUCGUUAUUCCCAUUUAGUAAUGUGCACAAAAACAUGAAACAUGCAUGGAAAUUUUAUUCUGCUAAGCCCACCUAUUAUUGUGUGCAAUUUCACAUCACGUGACUUGUUCAUAUAUAAAUGUGUAAUAAAAAGUUGAAUGUAUUGGUCUAGAAUCUACAUGUAAACUAGGCCCUUUGUCCCAAAUUCCAUUUGAUUUUUAUAUACAUAGCUGUUUGUAGAGUUGUGCCUACUGUGUUUCUUUCAUUUUAAAUACCUUGCUAUGUUUUUCAUUCGGACAUGUAAGUAUUAUCCCUCUCCAUUGUAUUGUAAGACUGAAUAAUAAAAGCAGCUUCUUUUUAUAGUUUUUUUAAAGAGUUGAAUUCAAAAAAUGGUUUUGUAAAAUGUUAAUUUGCCAGUUUUCAUUUGUAACUUGUAGGAUCUUAUGGUUGGUGAUGAAGCAAGUGAGCUAAGGUCCAUGUUAGAAGUUAACUACCCCAUGGAGAAUGGCAUUGUCCGGAACUGGGAUGAUAUGAAACACCUUUGGGACUACACCUUUGGACCAGAAAAACUUAACAUUGACACAAAAAACUGUAAAAUACUUCUAACAGAGCCUCCUAUGAAUCCAACAAAGAACAGGGAGAAGAUUGUGGAGGUAGGUAUCUUGGAGCAGACCCUACUCUCUGUCUGAGAAAGCCCAGGUAGCAAUAUUCUUCAGAAGGAGUUAUAUUCUGUUUGGGGGCAGGGAAAACAGGUUUUAUCCAGGAUCAUGGAGUUACCUGUGUUCAGAACCUUCUGAAAUGGCAGUGGAAAGUUAGAUAUCCUUCAAUGCUUAGGAUGUUUUUCAGUGAAGUAAUUUGUCCUUCGUUUCUUUACUUUCCUAUGCUGGCUUAUUCUUGCAUGCUAAAGAGCAUUUUAGGUAAAAGGACCCCUGACCAUUAGGUCCAGUCGUGACCGACUCUGGGGUUGUGGCGCUCAUCUCGCUUUAUUGGCCGAGGGAGCUGGUGUACAGCUUCCGGGUCAUGUGGCCAGCAUGACUAAGCCGCUUCUGGCGAACCAGAGCAGCGCACGGAAACGCCGUUUACCUUCCUGCUGGAGCGAUACCUAUUUAUCUACUUGCACUUUGACAUGCUUUCGAACUGCUAGGUUGGCAGGAGCAGGGACCUAGCAAUGGGAGCUCCCCCCGUCGCGGGGAUUUGAGCCGCCAACCUUCUGAUUGGCAAGUCCUAGGGUCUGUGGUUUAACCCACAGCGCCACCCAUGUCCUAAAGAGCAUUUUAGGCCUUGUUAAAACAAGCGGAGAUGCAUUUUAAAUAAAAGCCCACCGUCUAUUCAUGUAAAAACACCAGGCAGGCCCCACAAAUCACCCAGAGAUGCAUUUUAAAUAAAAGGACACAUUCUACUCAUGUAAAAACACGCUGAUUCCCGGAUCGUCCGCGGGCUGGAUUUAGUAGGCAAUUGGGCCAGAUCUGGCCCCCGGGCCUUAGUUUGCUUACCCAUGCCCUAGAUGGAGAUUCUUGAUCAUCAGUUUAUUUGUAUGCCACUUUCCUAUAGCAAAUCCUGGCUUGGAACAUCAAUAAAGUUUGCAUUUCAAGAUAAUUCAGUAACCAUGAGAAAACAUGAAGGAAAUGCACUUUAAAAAACUAAAAAAAUUAAAGAUAGGAACAUCAUAUAAUGCACCGGUAGGGAUAGCUAUAAAGUGUUUAAUAGUGUUAGAUGGAAGGCCUUUCGUCACUUGUGUUCUGAAAACACUUCUAAUUUAACUAUUAGAAAUUUAGUAGUCUGCAAAAAUAGUUUUAGCAGUCUGUUAAAUAUUGACAAUUUUUCAGCAUCAAAAAGCAAUUCAUUUGUUCUGUGCUGCAUAUUAACUGAAUUGAGAUAUGUUAAAUUUAUGACAACUUCUUUUUGAACUUCCAAACAACUAUGAGCCAUGAACUAUAUGAUGGUCCGGGAAUCAGCGUGUUUUUACAUGAGUAGAAUGUGUCCUUUUAUUUCAAAUGCAUUUCUGCGUUAUUUGUGGGGCCUGCCUGGUGUUUUUACAUGAGUAGAAUGUGUGCUUUUAUUUAAAAUGCAUCUCUGGGUUAUUUGUGGGGCAUGGGAAUUUGUUCUUUCCCCCCCAAAAUAUAGUCUAGCCCACCACAUGGUCUGAGGGACGGUGGACUGGCCCACGGCUGAAAAAGGUUGCUGACCCUUCUCUAAAUGUUCAGAAGAUAAAAUCAUUUUUUGUACAUUGAAUUUUUAAAAGUAUGGACUGCUUCUAUGUUUGAGGGGUGGAGAGACUUACAGCGAUCUUUUUAUGACCUGUAAACCACACUUUUUUUGCAAAUACAGAUAAUGAAGUUGCCAAAUAGUGCUUUGUCAAACACUGACUUAACCUAUGAAAUUUACUGUGCUUUCUUCAAAUAAGAGAUAACUUUCAUUUUCCAGGUAAUGUUUGAAACCUACCAGUUUUCUGGUGUCUACGUAGCCAUUCAAGCCGUUCUCACUCUGUAUGCACAAGGUAAGUGUAAAUACUCAAUAGCAGUCAGUUGGGUGAGGCUGCACCACUCAGACUCCAGUCAUUUUCUUUUUGGUGUUUACUGGAAGGAGGGCCAAGGCAUUGGUACAAAUGCAUAAUUGGGAGUACUGGAUUGUCUCCUCUGGUGCAUUUGAACCUAACUGCUGCUUCACCCCUCUCUCUCUACCUACUAGAAAGCAACAAAGAUACAGGUGACAGGUUGGGUGAGAACUGCCACCCCACCUUGGCCGACUGCUACUGUAAAUGCUACUUUGUACUUAAGAUUUAUUUAUGUAUUAGCAAAAUUAGCCAUCCCAGCCCUAGCUAAUGGUAUCUUUCUCAAACAAUGUUGUUUGGAGGCCUUGUUCAAGCUUAAUUGCUGUGCAAGGAGAUCUUCAUGGUGUGCCACGAGUGACUAUGUUACAUAUCCGCAUGACCACUGCUCCAUGUGCAUUUUUCUAAUCUAUGGGUUGUGCUGAAGAAGAUUCCAGCAAAACAGUCAGAUCAUCCGGGAUCACUGCCCUACGUUGUUAUUCAAUUACUACUUCGGCACAAUUAACGCCUAAAAAAGUUUUACCGAUUAGCCCACAGGAUAGCAUCUAUUAUGUUUUUUCAACUAUAGACUUAUUAUACUUCCACGGACUUUCAAAGAUUGACACAUGUGUGUUCGUUUGAUUUCAAACAUAUUAGAGAAUUUACAAGUGUACACAUUUUGUUUUUGUUGUACUAAAUCAUGUAUAUCAUGCAAUAAGAAUUGCAGUGCUAUCUAAUAUACUGGUGUUGCUUGUAUUGUUUGUUGACGAGUGACUAGGAGGCAGCUCUGCCCACUGUGGCUUGGGCCACCCAUCCCUACUUUAAUUAGUAGCUAAAAAGCAUAGCUAGUAGUACUUCUGUUCUCUAAAGUGCACUCUUUUCUAUUGCUAAUUGAGAGACUACUGCUAUCUCAUAAUUAGGGCAGAGAGAACACUAUGACAUGUAUUAGUCUGAACUGCAUGUUGCUUUACUCUUGGGUCAAGUUAAUAAUUUUUUAUGGAAGCAAGCUACUUCAUGUAUUGAUUGAAAAGGCUCAAAAGCCUAUUCAACUGGCCGCUUCAUUUACUGAGACUAGAGGAAGACAGCUUGACUUUUGGAGCCUGAAGAAAAUAAAACUUGUAUCCAAAUACAAAUGGAACCAUGAUGCAUGCUUGAUGAAAGUUGUUCAAGCCAGAUGAUGAUUAUAAUGAGCUUGCAUUGUAAAGUAUAUGAAAAAACGACUAUUAUCAGCAACAUGCUCAGCUACUAAAAUAUAUAUUUCCAUUCUCCAUGUGUGCAGGACCAUCCUUCAUACAUGGAGAAUGACAGUAUAUAUUUUUCGUGGCUCAGUAUGUUAGGUUACACGUUUGAAAUGCUAGCUGGUAUUUUCCACUAUGAUGCCUUUGUUUCCUUGAAGGAAAUAAGCAAAAGCAAUCUGCAUCAGGCCUAUAAAAGAAAGGAAGACUGCGUAAAAAACGACACUAGGAAUGUGCCCAAAUGUCUUCUUUAAUAGUUUGAAUAAUAAUUAUUUCUACGCUGUAGUGUGAAAGCCCUAAAAUGUUAUAGUAGCAUGCUUUUCAUCUUGAGGCAGAAUGACACUAGCCAUUCUUGAUAUCUUCAUAUGGUGGGAUAUAAAUAUAAUAACACAACUGAAUUUAACUUACUUUUUGCUCAAUGUGGACACUGUACCAUGAUGUUAGUUUCACAGGCUUCAGGAAUAAGCCAUUCAAGAAGUGGCAGUCCCAGUCCCUAAUCUAGAUAACUCUUCCAGGAUUAUACUUUCAUUGUCUGUGUCACAAGCCACGGAGAGAUUUGGGAGAAUCUGUAGGCUCAUGCUUUCCUCUGACCUUCUCCCAGCAUACAGACCAAGGCUAGUUUUGUUUCCUAGACUUAAAACCAGGAUCCAUAUUGACAUGCUCUCAUGUGCUUUGCCAUUAUUCUUGUUCAGGUUUACUUACUGGUGUUGUUGUGGAUUCUGGAGAUGGUGUUACUCAUAUUUGUCCAGUCUAUGAAGGCUUCUCUCUUCCUCAUCUCACGAGAAGACUAGAUAUUGCUGGUAGAGAUAUUACCAGAUACCUCAUCAAGGUAAGCUAGUGGUGUUGAAUCUGAGCAGAAUGCAUGUUGUUGUUGUUGUUGUUGUUGUCGUCGUUAUUCUUAUUCUUAUUCUUAUUCUUAUUAUUUCCAAGAAAAAAGAAAACUUUCCACAUAUACACUCCAAUACACAAUAUACAUUUUCCAUGAUGAUUUUGUUUUCUGCCCUUUGUUGCACCCUGUCUAUCUCUUAUGUCAUAACAGUAUUACAGUAAGUCCUAAUUCUUUGUUGCUCAUACUUAAAAUCCUACUUGCGAAUUCAUCAAACUAUAAUAUUUAUUUAAAUAGUCCCAAAAAGGCUUCCAUUAUUCCACAAAACGGUCAUCAAUUAAUUUUAGCUGUUAACUUUGCCAUUUCUGCGUAGUCCAUCACCUUAUCCAUCCAUAUUUCUUUUGUGGAAAUUUCUUCUUCCUUCCAUUUUUGAGCAUAUAAAAUACCUGCUUCUGUCGUAACGUACAUAAACAAUUUAAUCAUUUUUUUAAAACUUCUGUCCCUAUAAUCCCUAAAAGGAAAGCUUUAGGGUGUUUUUUAUUGUACAGUGGUGCCUCGCAAGACGAAAUUAAUCCGUUCCGCGAGAGUCUUCGUCUAGCGGUUUUUUCGUCUUGCGAAGCAAGCCCAUUGACGGAUUAGCGCUAUUAGCGCUAUUAGCGGUUUAGCGGCUAUUAAAGGCUUAAAGGCUUAGGGGAUUAGCUGCUAAAAGGCUAUUAAAGGCUAUUAAAGGCUUAGCAGAUUAGAUAAAGGGGGAAGCGGAAAAAAUCUCAAGACUCGCAAGGUAUUUUCGUCUUGCGAAGCAAGCCCAUAGGGGAAUUCGUCCUGCGAAGCAACUUCAAAACGGAAAACCCUUUCGUCUAGCGGUUUUUCCGUCUUGCGAGGCAUUCGUCUUGCGGGGCACCACUGUAUAAUCACUUGAAACAUAUUUUUUAUCUCAUCAUAUAUCAUCCUCUAAAACAUCCUUACUUUCCUACAAUUCCAUCAUAUGGGAAAAAGGAUCCUCCUGCUUGUUUACAUUUCCAACAGUUCUUAGGAACUUUCUUAUACAUUUUAGCCAAUUUACUAAGUGUUCUAUACCAUCUAUACAUCAUUUUCAUAUCAUUUUCUUUUAUAACAUAACAAGCAGUAAAUUUCAAAUUUGUUUUCCAUAACUUUCCCCAGACAUUUAUUUCUAUAUUAUGUGCUAGAUCCUUGGAACAUUACUGAUUUAACUGUUUCAUUCUUCAUCUCCCAUUUCAAUAAUAGAUCAUACAUUUUUGACACCUGGGAAUUUCAGUCUGGGUUAUCCCCGACAAAAAGGACUCUGUUGUUUUUGGGAAAGUUAUACUUAAACGUGUUUUUCAAUUCAUUAUAAAUCAUUUCCCAGUACCCUUUUACGUUUUCACGUGUCCAUAGCAAACUAAAUUGCUGGACCUGAAAACUCAGUUCCCUUAACCUAUGUAAUUUGAUUAUUUUCUUAAAAGUCAUGCUUUUAUCAGCUUGUCUUUCAGAAGCCUGCUUAUUUUAAAAAGCUAUACAGUAAGCCUGCAACUUACACGCAUUUAAUUUGUGUGCAUUCAGCUUUACAUGUGUGGCAAUUUUUUUUAAGGGGUGGGGGCGGGGUUCCAGGGAAAAUGACUUUGGCAGUCCCGACCAUCAUUGAACCCAAUGGGGUUUGAUUAGAUGCAAUUUUGGCUUUAGGCACAAUUCUUGGAACGUAACUCCCACGCAAGUUGUGGGCUUACACUAUGUAGAAGGGAGAGCACUUUUCAGAUUUGCCACUAAUUAACUUACUUUCAUGCCAGCUGCUUUUACUACGAGGAUAUGCCUUCAACCAUUCCGCUGAUUUUGAGACUGUUCGUAUGAUUAAAGAAAAGCUGUGCUAUGUGGGCUACAACAUUGAACAGGAGCAGAAACUGGCCUUGGAAACUACUGUGCUAGUUGAGUCCUACACGGUGAGUAUGUCACAGGCUUAAGCUACCACACUUAGGCACUACUUCAAAUGCUGAUUUGAGUGAAGCCUCUUCUUCGAAAGCAAGGGUAGCCAACUCUCAAGUGACUGUGUUCUACUUUCAGAAUUAAAAACGGGCAGUGAUCUAUCCCCGUUUUUGGGGAGUUCAGCUCAAAGUUGUUGAGGAAUAGAAAAGCGCCGUUUUUAUAGGAGUUUUUUUUAAAAAAGCUUUUUGAGGGGCAACUUCUGUUUUUUUUGGGGGGGGGUAAAGGCAAGGGACAAAGGAGUGAAGUCACUCACAGGCACAGGUCAAAUCCGUGUCCAGGGCAGCUGUUUACCAGCUCCAUCUGGUACGCAGGCUGAGACCCUAUCUGCCUGUGGAAUGCCUUUCCAGAGUGGUGCAUGCUCUGGUUAUCUCCCGCUUGGACUACUGCAAUGCGCGCUACGUGGGGCUACCUUUGAAGGUGACCCGGAAACUACAACUAAUCCAGAAUGCGGCAGCCAGACUGGUGACUGGGAGCGGCAGCUGAGACCAUAUAACACCGGUCUUGAAAGACCUACAUUGGUUCCCAAUACGUUUCUGAGCACAAUUCGAAGUGUUGGUGCUGACCUUUAAAGCCCUAAACGGCCUCGGUCCAGUAUAUCUGAAGGAGCUUCUCCCCCCCAUCGUUCUACCCGGACACUGAGGUCCAGCACCGAGGGCCUUCUGGCGGUUCCCUCACUGCGAGAAGCCAAGUUACAGGGAACCAGGCAGAGGGCCUUCUAGGUAGUGGUGCCCUCCCUGUGGAAUGCCCUCCCACCAGAUGUCAAAGAGAACAACACCUACCAGACUUUUAGAAGACAUCUGAAGGCAGCCCUGUUUAGGGAAGCUUUUAAUGUUUGAUGUAUUACAGUAUUUUAAUAUUUUUUUGGAAGCCGCCCAGAGUGGCUGGGGAAGCCCAGCCAGAUGUGCGGGGUAUAAAUAAUAUAUAAUCAUCAUCAUCAUCAUCAUCAUCAUCUCUAUGGAUGAAAACAGCAGCACAGAGAAAGCUCCGUCUUCCCUUCCAGAGAUCGUACAACGAUGGAGGGCGGGGCGAGGGGGCAGGGCAGGAGUCAGUUUUAGCGACACUAAGGAAAGGGAGCCGGAGAUCGACCGUGAUCUACCAAAACCUCACGGGGAUCUUCCAGUAGAUCGCGAUUGACCUGUUGGACAUCCCUGUUCUAAAGUGUUCAUUGUUCAAAUGGGCUGCCUUGUUCCAAAUUCUGUUGAAAACAUGUUCCUUAAGGCUUAAUAAAAGCUGAUGUGUCAUCUGAAGACAUUACCACUUGGUGUGCCAUUUGCCUAUCACUGUCUGUCUAACUCAUGUCUUUUAUGCUCCUAACUACCUUAGACAUACAAUUUAACCACUUUCUUGGAAAGAGCAGGAAGCAAAUGCUUCCAGUUAAUGGUCACCUGCCUCUGUUUUUGCCUCGUUUUGUCUCAGCUACCUUGUUGGGGUUGUGUUUUGUUGUUUUUUAAACUGUUGUAAGACACCUUGGAGGAUUUGUCGACAGGCGUGAUGUAAUUUUAAAAUGAUAUCAUUUAAAAUUAAGAGCUGGAAGAGAGAGAAGAUUGGAGUGUUAUUUUGCCAGGAGACGCAAUACUGGGUCAUGAUAACAGCCUGUCUUGCAUCAGCUGUGCUUUCUGGUCAGAAGUCAGAGAAAAAGCCACACAACAACUGCUAUGGUGGCUGUAAGCGAGGCUUUAAAGAGCUGUCAGACUCCUGGAAUAAAACCACCUUUUACAUGUGUUUGUGGGAGGGGGACUAAUUGUUUUGUUUUUGUUCUAACUAUUUAUUAGUGCUUUUAUAUUGUGCUUUUAUAUUGUCUUUUUCUCUUGUAAACCUCCCUGAGAGCUUCAGAGAAGGGUGGUAUAUACAUUUAAUAAUAAGAAUUAGAAUUAGAAUUCAAGUGGAGAGAGAGCCCAAACUACAAGUGCAUCAAAAUGAGAUUUGGUAACUUUCCUCCCAUCACACAUUUGGACCAACUUGGGACUGCUAGAGGGGAUUCCAGUGAUUUAUCUGAACACUGUCAGUAUUUUUUUUUUAAAAAAAACUUUUAUUAGUUGUAAUUUAACAGUAAUUUUAUCAGUAACAUCAGACGUUCUGUUCCAUAGCUUCCAGACGGCAGAAUUAUUAAGGUUGGUGGCGAACGGUUUGAGGCGCCAGAAGCUCUGUUCCAGCCUCACUUGAUCAAUGUGGAGGGAGUUGGUGUCGCUGAACUGCUGUUCAAUACCAUCCAAGCCGCUGAUAUUGACACCAGGUAGGACCAGGAAAAACUAGCGCACUCAAAUCUGUGUGAAGGUAGAAGAUGGGACGGGCAGUUUCCCGAUGUUGCAUGGAUGUUGUGUUUAAAGAGAUGAGUAUAUGAAAAUACAAUUAAGAUUCAAAGACUAGGCAGAAAUGGCUACCAAUCAUCUGUACAGCAUUUACUACUCCUGUCUUGCUGCAGAAAGACAAUCCUCAAUGGGAAUGUUUAAGGGACAAUUACUGCAUCUUUAAUGUUGGUUUCUGUUCCCCUUUUUGGAAGUGAAAACAUGUCUUUCACACUGGUGUCGCUGCAGUCACGCUCAUUGUUUACAGAAGUGUGUUUCAUCUUUAGGUCUGAGUUCUAUAAGCACAUUGUGUUAUCUGGAGGUUCCACGAUGUACCCAGGGCUGCCUUCACGACUGGAACGUGAACUUAAACAGCUUUACCUAGAACGGGUCCUGAAAGGUGAUGUGGAGAAACUUUCAGUAAGUAGCCUUCAAAUAAAUCCUAAAUUAUAUACAGGACCGUCACUAGAGGGAGCAAGGUGGUCAAAAAUAGCGUGGGACUGUCGAUUGAGUUUAUAAACUUUGAAUAAACAACUGCAUGUUGAGAUUACAGUUGUUUGUGAAAUUGCUUUAAGCUGUUCAGCGUCUUGGAUUGUACUUAAGUACACUGUGACUAACUUUCUAGAGUUCUCUCUAGAAUGGCAUCUCAGUAGAGAAGUGGUAUCCAAACUUUUUUCAAAGAGGGCCAGAUUUGAUGAAGUGAAGGGCCGUGAGGGCCGACCCAAGUUGUUAACCUUUUUUAGGAUUGAAGUUGUUGAGCUUCUUUUAGGGUUGAAGUUGUUGAGGUUUUUUUAAGGAUUUUACCCCAGGAAAUAAACUGCCACAGGGGCCGGAUUAAACUGACCAGCGGGCUGGAUUAGGCCCCCGAAACAGAACUUGGCCAUGCCUGCAGUAGAGGAACUGCUAAGUUGGAACAAUGAGGAGAAACUGGUUUUGCUUUGUGUUGUUGUGCAUUUCAUUACAUACAGUAGAAGUUUAGUUUCCUGAAGCUCUUAGGUGGUCUUCAUCCUUCAUAAAACAAUUAUUUAACCCAGGAUGGCCAGGGUGCAUGUUGUAUACAGUCCCCUGAAGGAAUUUCUGGCAGCUCCUGAAGCUUCCCAACAGUGAUCUUAAAACAAGAGAAAAUUUUAAAAUCCCCCAGCAGGCGGCAUGGACCCAGUAUUGUGCUGGUCAUACUGGACAGAUUUCAGCCUCUCCACUGGUCCCCUAAGGUGCCUCUUUUUACCAUUGCAGAGGGGCACCUUCUCCCUUGGGUGCAGUGUUCUUGUUAGAAGUUCUCAGAGAGGCUUAGCAAAUGGGAAGAAGCACUGCUUCCUUGUUCCUCUUUAAGAACAUCUGACAAUGGCACCAGCUGAGAGCAUGUAUGUGUUUAUAUGAAUGUGCACACAUACUGGAAUGUGGCCCUUGGAGGGUGGCAUACCUUUAAUGUGGCCCUUGAGCAGAGAAAGAUUAGCCACCUCUGCUUUGACCUAUCCACAUCAGUGGCGUAGAUUAGAAAAUGUUCCAGUGCUCAAUCUUUCUGCAGGAAAACUUCCGUUUCAUGUGUUUGUUGGUACCAAUGAAUGGCUACUGAUUCAAUUUUAUUUUGCAGUCUUGGCAGUUUCAAAGUUUCUAGCUUGGUUUACUGAAAAUAAGUAAAAUAAACCUGCUAAAUUAGAUCACUCUGUGAUGUGAAAUAUUUGACCCUCUGGAAAUUGCUGGGCUUUUGUUCAGGUUUCCAGAAAUACCAAACACCACUGUGUUCUCAAAAUUACAUGUGAUCUGACUUCACAUUUGUGAGAUCAACCUUGAUUUCUUUCUUACUAGCAUCAGUUAAUUUUCUAUAUUAUAAAGCUACCUGCUUUAUGGGAUGACUUUGUAACAGGUUAGAUUUAAAUGUGAAUGGAUUAAUCACGGCAUUGGUUGGGCAGCAUAUUUUUACAGCACAAUUUUUAAUACAAGUGUUUAUACAAAAUGUAGGUGACAUAGGAGGAAUGCCUUAUAAAUUGUGUGCAUCUAAAUGUAUCAAAAAUAUUCUUGCUUCACAGACAUUGUGUAUAUGCAGGUUAAUUGACUUAAUUUGUGCACACUGGGUUGCAACUCUACAGUAUGUCAUAUACAGAGCUUCCAAAAUACAGUGCCUUACCAAUUACAGAACUUAAAAAAGCCUAUAUAUUAACAUUUUUUAUAUUCUAAUAUUUACAUAAUACUUCGGUUAAUUUUGUGGCUUAAUACGUAUAUAAUUAGACAUCUGCAUUAUACUCCGCUUGCAUAUUGGAUAAGGUCAUUGAUUAUAAACUAGUCUCUUAGUAUCUCUGUCCACAACUACUUUUGCGAUUGUUCUGGAUCAGAACAUAAGGAAAAAGUUUCUGAGCAGAGAAUACAAGGCAUGCUAUGUUUUGCUGGUGCCCUUGAGUCCAGUUCUACAGGGAGCCAAACCCAAAGCUGGGGGAAUAGAUUGGAGGUCUAACCUGUGCUAUAACGCUUCAGGGAAAUAAGGCAAAAUGUAGAAUGCUCCCCUAUCUUGCCAAAUGCAUCCACAUAAAGAUAGUUUACAGAUUCUCCUGCUAUCUAAACCUGAUUUUUUAUAAUAUAUGUAUAUAUCAGGGUUGUUUUUUUUAUGUAAUAGGCUACAAGUUCAGAUAAAUCCAUUAGAAAAAGACAAAAUUGGAACUACAGUUCAGUUUCUAAUUUGCAAUCUUUCCCAUAAUCUCCCAAGCUAUAGCUGUUUUAUACAUGGUGUCUACUAUUAUUCCAGUACUGUAGUCAUUGACCAUCCAGAGAGAAAGAGCUGUUUGAAUGCCAGUUCUGCCAUUCUUAACAGGUUUUACAGCUUUGCUCCAUAACCUCUAGUAAUGCUGCUUUAUCAUCUUUUCCCAUUAAGAAAUUUAAGAUUCGUAUUGAAGAUCCACCUCGUCGAAAGCACAUGGUAUUCCUUGGUGGUGCGGUUCUAGCAGACAUCAUGAAAGACAAAGAUAACUUCUGGAUGACCAGACAAGAAUACCAGGAGAAGGGAGUACGUGUGCUUGAGAAACUUGGUGUGACGGUUAGAUAAACUCUGGAGCUUGCUCCCAUCGCAGCUCCAAUGCUCGCAUUCCUUUAUUGCCAAUCUUUGAACUCAUUCAGCUAUGUGACACGGAAAGGCCUGUCUCUGCCCUUUGACCCAAGGGCUAGGUUUUGUUCUGGUUCCUUUGUUAGAUAUUUUAAAUGUGGCUAUAUUUGACUACUUAAUUGGACCACUUCUCAGCAAACAAAACAAGGGCACGAAUAGCCUGUCUGUCACAUCGUUCCUUCCCAGUAGGCAGUUGGGUAAUUCCAGUAGCUUUUUCUUGGGUUAUUGCUAUAAUGCUGUUGGCAUUUGUCUGUAGCUCAUCAUGGAUGGAACCUUUUUUUAGCACGAGAGAACCUUUGGACAAACAGCUCUUUACUAUCAUGUGGUUGUAGUGAUUUAUCUUUGCAUCUUUUUGCCUUUAUCCCAUGCUGUUCAGUGUCUUUAUAUUGUAAGAACUCUGAAAUCAGUGUCUUUAUAUCUUGCUUAUGAUCUCUUAAAUUGGAUCAAAUGGCAAACAUUUUUUUAUUCCCCGGAAUAUUUUGGGGUCUGAAAUUGUUUCACGUGAAAAUUGAUUAUGUAUCCUUAAUCAGAUGGCAGAGUUAUGAGGAAACUAAAAUAGAAAUUUGCCUGUCUGUUGUCGCAAAUUAAUUAUCUUAACUGCCUGCACUUCUCUCUCUCAAAUGUAUAUUUCUAGCUUAAUGAUUUGGCACUAGGUAGUUUUUUUCUCCUAUGGAAUGCAUACAGAGCUUCUUGCAUUUUUUUCCCUUUCUUUUUUUUGGUACUGUGAUACCAUCUUUUAUUAUCAUUGGGGCUUAAAGACUUUUUUUUUUAAUGGGUAACAUUAGAAUGUCAUCUGGGACUGGAUUCCUGGAUAUAAUCUAUUGAAAGUAGUAUGUUUAAAAAAAAACCUGAACUUUAUUUACUGGUACAAAAUUAGAGAAAAACAGAAUUGUAUUAAAUUUGAACACACAGUAACACAGUGCCAAGUAAUUAUUGCUUUUUUUAAAAUUAAAAAAAAAUAUAAUUGUUAAAUGUUAUUUAAAAUCACCCACAUAUUUAUAUAUGGAACUGUGAGGUAGGUUGUGAGGAAUGACCUAUAUUUGUAGCGGUUAAAAAACCCCACAUUGGAAUAUUGGCAUUGUAGUAAACUGGUAAAUACUCAAAAUUUACCUGUCUAAUCUUGACUCUGGGAUAAAAGGAAAUAAAAUAAGUAUUUGAAAUACUGUUUCAUUAAAGUCGAAUGUACCACUGAAGAAAGGUAUAGUGAUUAUUGACACCCUUCGAAGUAACAUCCACCAGGAAUGGCGGAAGACGAAAGCUGCUUUCUCACCAGAGCAUUCUUGGUAAUUUGUGGUGUUCCAUACAUGUGCAUAAAAAGGAAAGCCUGUCAAAAAGAUGGGUGAAGCAGCUUCAGACAGAAAGAAGUACAACACACACAGGGCAACUGUUCCAUGUGAAUAAGGGUGCCCUCUAAUUUCUGUUAAUAUUUUCUCUUUUUGUGUGUGCCUUAAGCAUACCUGUUGAAAGCAAGUGCUAAUGUGUGCAGUGCCUCACACAAGAUGGGUUCGGCUUCAGCUAGUAGUAGCAUGUACAUUGUGAGUGCCUUUUGCUGGUUCCAACUCUCUGCUUUUCAUUCCUCCUUGGUUUGUGAGCUUUUACUCUACCUUUUCCCCCUAGGUGAAAAUCCCAAACAGGAACACAAACUACAGGGUUAACCCUUGUUUUCUACUAUGAGAAGCACUGAAAUAUGGUAAAAUAAACUAGAUAACCGGUAUCUAAGUACAUAAGAUCUACAAAUGCCAACUUUGACAAGUGGCUGGCAACAAACACUGACUCAGAAUUGUCAGCCUUUUACUGUGUGGGAUAAUAUGGUGUGGGUGUUCUUGCAAUAAUGUGUGCUGUUGAACCUCAGCAUAAUUUUUAGAGUUUGAGGGUAAGUUCACUCCAACAUAACAGCCCCCCCCAAAAAAAAUUUCAGAAGAGAGAGAAAGAAGUUAAAAGGC